Messenger RNA from Nicrophorus vespilloides, 1572 nucleotides. RefSeq lists its product as uncharacterized. The record is from RefSeq and is a predicted model, not a curated record. Bases 22 to 1485 code for a protein of 487 amino acids. Lineage: Eukaryota; Metazoa; Arthropoda; Insecta; Coleoptera; Silphidae. The transcript has 6 exons. Gene Ontology annotation, biological process: cilium assembly. Gene Ontology annotation, cellular component: ciliary transition zone.
UCAGACAGUCAGGUGUAUUGAAUGGUGAAAUCAACAAUGAGUCCAAAACCGUCGAGAACUAUAAAACGUCACAGCGAAGACAUGAAGUCUGAAAUUGUGGUGCAAGUGCACAAAUCUUCCAAAAGAGAGGUGUCUUCUGAUAGAGAAACGCUGAAAACUGAGGGUUCCGAAGAGAGUUCAGGCUCUAAUAAGACAUACGUUAAAGAUGAUGGAGGAGGUAUUGAUGCAGUCAGCAGAGAAGUCAGUGUGGAUGGUGAAUCUCAAAUUAACUCGAAGAUCAUCAGUUUGAUUGAAGCUGAAAUGAAGCGCGACGUGAGACAUGCAACAUUCUCGGACUCUCGUCCUCAGAGUUUGAGUUUCUACGAAGAGGAGAAAAUGCCCGAGGAAUUAUCUGGGAAUCUCGAGCUUCUCAGUCCGGAAGAACGGAAACACUACAAACGCCGCAAGGAUUACGGCCAGAUGGACACAGAUGAGAGGAACAUGUACAACAGCAUCCAGGACAUCUACAAUCGCGAAAACGACGAAAUGCACGUAAGCAGUUCUCUGAAGAAAUCGAAAUCGCGCAAGAAGAAGCACGGAGAGUCCGAAUUAGGUGACAGCAGGGAGAUGAUGAUCCCGAAGGAGAAGAGGAAGAGCAAGAAAAAGAAGCACGAGUCUUCGCCCGGAGUUUCAGGAAAGAGGAAGCACAGGAAGCGCGAAGAUGAAUACGAGACCAGAAACGAAGUCACAAUGGCUCUGGAAGACCUUCAAGAUGAUGUUUUCGAAAACGGAAACGACGAAUUCAACAGAAAUGAGAAAGUUCGAAAGAGUCCCAAGAAAAGUGAUAAACUCUACGUGCAGAAGAAAAAUAAGUUUGAGUUGAGCCGAGAAGCGGAAUUGAUGGAAAACCAUCCAAUACGGCAACAGAACAUAGCUAAAUCUUCCGUUCAUCCUUUACAAACGGCAAUUGAAGCACAAAAGAUUUGGAGGAAACUGACUACGUUUUGCCACGGUCUUCUCGGUGGAUUAGGAUUCGCACAUUUAAUUUACAUUAGCACUAAUCGAUUCUCUACCGAUCCAGAAACUUUAAAGAAUUACGCAUCUUACAGCGAAACUUACGUGGUUUUGUUUUACAUCCUCUGCAUUCUGUGUCUUCUUUCAGUGUUUGAUAAGUAUGACAUUGCGAAUUUGGGAAAGGACAACAUCAAAGAUAUGAUCAAAAAUAAGAAAAGUUGUAUCGUCAUUUUUCUUUACAUGGCUACCUUGAUAACACACCUCGUGGCAGCACCCAAAGACGAUAAAAUCGCCAUGGUUGCUGAAGACUUUGCUUACGCUUUAAACAUUACCCACGAAGAUCUUCAAAUUUGGAACUCUCUUUCAUUUUCCAGGGCUUUCUUAGCGUUUGCCUCUUGGUUCUUUGUUUCAUUAACAUCUCCUGAAGACUUCCUGUAUCUUCACUUAAAAAGUUUAGAUACUUACACCGUCGCAGAUCCAGAAACAGCUUGAUUUGGAUCGUAAAUUAUAUUGUUGUUUUUUUAUAUUUUACAUAUUUUUAUUAUUUGUUAAGAAAGCACAUUUAGUGAUAUUAUAUCA